GUGAAAAUAUUAAAUAGAAUACACAAGAAAAAGAAAUUUAAACAAAAACAAGAUUAGCAACAAGUGUCAAACCAAAAAAAAAACUGUUUUGGCUGAAUUCUGUCGUAUAUUUCCAUUAAUAAAAUCGUAAGAAUAAAAGAAAAGUGCCUGAUUAAUGCACUUCUAUAAUUAAGUUUCAAUCGAUUAAUCGACGUUUGUUGUGAAGCAUCUUUUAACGACGAAAAUAUUGCAAAGUGGACUGACGAUUUUGCACAAAAGAGGAAGUUUUUAAAAGAACAAGAAGAAGAAGAAGAAAAACAGUGAUCUAAUCUUUUACUGUGUAUAUCUACUAUAUAAAGCAUGAUAUAGCCAAAUAUAUUUCAAAAAAAAAUGCUAAAGGUGCUCAACUUUUUAAUGUAAUGGAUUUUUAAAAAAUAUCUAUGAUUGAAUAUCAUAUUAAAAAUGUGAAAUAGCUUGUUAAUAAAUUAUUGUGUUUAUUGAAAAGUUUGAAUAAUAAAAAAAAGGUAGAAAACAAAAGAAAUCCGAAGUGGAAAACAAAACAAAACUUCGAGCUAGCCUAGAGAGUUUUUAACUGUGAAAUAAAUACACAAAAAAUGUCUCGUCACGAUAGAACAAAAUCCGGAGGUUUUUUGGAUACCUUAUUCACACGCUCAACAAAGCGAGGAAGUAAAUAUCCUUAUAAUGGUGCAGGACCUCGGCCAGUAUCAGCAAAUGAAAAUGACUUUUUUGAUGCGCAAGAAAUUGAGAACAUGAUCAUGAGACUAACUGUUGAGGAAGUAAAUCAACGAUUUCAUGAAAUUCUCGAGGACAUGAACAUUCCCAAAGACAAGCGCGAUCCAUUGAUGAAGAAGAAUUUGGACGAAAAACGAGAUAUGCUAAGAAUGCAUUUAAAAGGAAAAGUUAGCUCUGAGCAUAGAUCUAAUUCGCGUUUUGAGAAACCGCAUGAUUAUAUUGAAUAUUUGAAAGAGGCAGAUCGAAGUCCGAAUAAAAUUCAUCAGUGCGUUGAGAGUCUUAGAGUAGCUUUAACGAGUAAUCCAAUAAGUUGGAUUAAAGAAUUUGGGCAGCCUGGAAUUGAUGAGAUAGUUAAUUUGUUGCGUGAGUGCAAAAGAAGGAAAGACUAUGAUAAGAUUGAAUAUGAAUGUAUUCGAUGCUUAAAAGCUGUUGUGAACAAUACAUGGGGCCUUAAUGUAAUUCUAAGGCCAGAUCAGCAUGCUGCCGUGUUUUUAUUAGCACAAUGUCUUGAUCCUAAUAAGCCACAAACUAUGUGCGAAGCGAUAAAGCUUUUAGCUGGAUUUUGUCUGAUUCAAGAGAGAAACGGAUAUGAUAAAGUAUUAAGAGCAGUGACGCAAGCUGCUUCAACAAUUGAUAAGAGUGGAGAAAGAUUUCGAUCAAUUGUUGAGGCUCUUUUUGUGGAAAAUGAGAUCGAAGGAAAAGGUGGCAGAACGGAAACAAAAGGAGAAUUGUGCUAUCAUACUUUAAUUUUCAUAAAUACAAUUACUAAUACGCCACCUGAUUUAAAUUUUCGCCUUCAUUUACGAUGUGAAAUUAUGCGAUCUGGCAUGUAUGAUCGAUUAGAUCUAUUAUCAAAAAUCGUAAAUCAAGCACAAGAUAAACGUCUUGAAAAUCACUUUAAAAUCUUUAAUUCAUUCAGAGAGGAUGAUUAUGAAGAAUUUAGUUCUCGUUUUGAUCAUGUAAGACUCGAAAUUGAUGAUGUGAAUGAUUGCUUCGAGCUAUUAAAGAAUUUGGUUGUUGACACAGCAGCAGAGCCCUAUUUUCUUUCAAUCCUGCAGCAUCUUUUAUUCAUCCGUGAUGAUCAUCUUUUUCGUCCUGCCUACUAUAAGCUGAUUGAAGAAUGUGUUAGUCAAAUUGUUCUUCAUAAAAGUGGUGUCGAUCCAAAUUUCAAAUCUCGCGAUUUUCACAUUGACACUUCUGUAUUAUUGGAUGAUCUUGUUGAACGGAGUAAAGCUAUAGAAUUAAAGAAAGCUGAAGAAAAUGAGAAACGAAUGGAAGAACUUCAAAUGGCAAAGCAAGAAGCAGAAGCAAAGGCUGCACAUUUAGAAGAAAAACUGAAAGAAAUAGAAGCAAAUGGCGGAGGUUUAGUCAAAACAAAUAAAUUACCUCAGAUUAAUAUCCCUCCACCACCUUUAAUGCCCGGAAUGACAACAGCACCAAGACCACCUCCCUUACCACCAAAUUCAGGACUUUCUAAUGGAUCAAUUCCUCCUCCCCCUCCAUUACCAGGAAUGGCUCCCAGACCCCCACCCCCACCAUUUAGUAAUGAUAACGGUGCUCCAAGACCACCACCAAUGUUUCCUAUGAUGGCACCGAGAAUGCCUUUACAGCAACAACCACAAGCACUCCCGCAUGGUUUAAAACCUAAGAAGAAAUGGGAUGUCGACGGACCGAUGAAACGAGCUAAUUGGAAAGCUAUAAUACCACAUAAAAUGAGUGAGAAAUCCUUCUGGGUGCGAGUUCAUGAAGAUAAGCUUGCUUCAGAUGACAUUCUUUGUGGAUUAGCAUCAAAGUUUUCAUCGAAACCAAUUAAAAAGACAAUGGAAAAAGAUGCAUUAGAUCGAGGAGGAACAACAAAGAAAUCAGUUGUCGAUUUAAGAGUAUUGGAUGCAAAAGCUGCACAAAAUCUUUCAAUUUUACUUGGCGGCUCACUCAAACAUUUGUCAUAUGAUCAAAUCAAAAUUUAUCUUCUUCGAUGUGACAUGUCAAUGUUAAACGCAAGCAUUUUACAGCAAAUGAUACAAUAUUUACCACCUCCGGAUCAAUUAAAACGUCUUCAAGAGAUAAAGGCAAGUGGGGAAGAAUUAUCAGGAGCAGAAAAGUUUGCAGGCACUAUUGCUGAAAUAAAGAGACUUGGUGCUCGACUUCAGAGUUUAAGUUUUCGUCUUAAUUUCCCUGAUUUGAUCAAUGAUGUUAAGCCAGACAUUGUUUCGGUUACUGCAGCUUGUGAAGAAGUUCGUACGAGUCGAAAAUUUGCCAAAAUUUUAGAAUUAAUAUUACUUCUUGGCAACUACAUGAAUUCAGGAUCAAAGAAUGAAGCAGCUUUUGGUUUUGAAAUCAGUUUCCUUACAAAAUUGACAAGCACAAAAGAUUAUGAGAACAAGCAGACGUUACUUCACUACAUAGCCGAAAUAGUCGAAAUUAAAUUCCCGGAUUGUUUAAACUUUUAUGAAGAUCUUUCACAUGUUGACAAAGCAUCACGCGUUAGUUUAGAUAAUAUUCAAAAGACGAUGAGACAAAUGAAUGCAUCGUUAAAGAAUCUUGAGUCUGAUUUGAAUAAUAACAAAGUGCCACAAUCAUCAGAUGACAAAUUUAUUGACGUUAUGGGUAACUUUUCGGUCGAGUGUCGAGCUCAAGUUGAAGUUUUGGGCAAAAUGCAAGUACAGAUGGAGAAUGCUUUCAAGGAACUAUCCGAAUAUUAUGCAUUUGAUGAUAAUAAAUAUUCACUCGAAGAGUUCUUUAUGGAUAUUAAAACGUUUAAAGAUUCCUUCAUUCAUGCAUAUCAGGAAAAUGUAAAAACUAAAGAAAAUGAGGAAAAGGCAAGACGUGCACGCGAGUCUAGGGAACAGCAACAAAAAGAUUUGCAAGAAAGAAAUCAAAGAAAACUGGCAUUAGUUGAUAUUGAUGCUGCACAAACGCAAGAAGGUGUUAUGGAUAGUUUAUUGGAAGCCUUGCAAACGGGGUCUGCUUUCGGAAAUCGAGAUCAAAGAAGAAAACGAGGACAAAGAGCAGCAGGCGCAGAGAGAAGGGCUCAACUAUCCCGAAGUAGAUCACGAAGUGGAAUUACGUUUUCAAGUAGAGAAAUGCUCGCAAAUGAACUUUUAGCUGCGUAAUAUUUUUUUUUUCUUUAACAAAAAGCAUUAUUGGUCUUGAUAUGUAAAUAAAUCAUUUAUAGAAAUUUUAUGUUACUUCCCUAGAAGCAAAAGUUCUUAUACUGUUUAAUGCCUUAUCAAAAAAAAAAAACAUAUUAAUAAUAGUGAUGAUAAUAAUUAUGACCUUACAACAGUUGAUGUUGUUAAAUAAGAAAAAAAAAGACAAUAAUACAUUUAUUUAAAAACCAUUUCUUGGCCAAUAAUAUGUACACAAAAUUCUAAUUGAUAAUUUUAUUAAUAGCUAUAAUAAUAAUUAAGUAUUGGCCAUACAGGAUUUGCCCAAAUGUCGAUGCUUUAUAAAUAAUGUAUAGGUAACACCCUUUUUCUUGCAUUUUACAACGAAAUAUUAAUAAAUGGGAA
This is a messenger RNA of Chironomus riparius, 4244 nucleotides long. Lineage: Eukaryota; Metazoa; Arthropoda; Insecta; Diptera; Chironomidae. The record is from the annotation of a GenBank genome assembly.